Molecule: messenger RNA, 1149 nt
Organism: Thyridium curvatum
Lineage: Eukaryota; Fungi; Ascomycota; Sordariomycetes; Thyridiales; Thyridiaceae
Exons: 1
Coding region: 1-1149 (382 amino acids)
Molecular function (GO): oxidoreductase activity
Source: RefSeq, a predicted model, not a curated record
AUGCCCUCAUCCCUGGUCUGUUGCCUGCCCUUUCUUCGAAAGGAAGAAAAGAGCAGUCUAGCCACAAAGCCGUCGUCGACUGCCACCGCCAGCAAAGACCAAUCAGAAAAGCAGACGCAGCAGUCGCCUGUAACGCCCACCACCACCAUCACGCCGUCGUCUUCCAAACUCACCAAGACGACAACCACCACCGAGACCGCCGAGAUGACUGCACUGCCGCCACACUCCCGCAACGUCGUUCUGUCCGGCGGCGCCCGCGGCGUCGGUCGUGUCGUGGCGCGCAACCUGCUGCGGAACGGCCACCGCGUCUUCCUCUUGGACUUUGACGUACCGGAGCUCGAGCACUGCGUCAGCACGCACAUGCCCGACGCCGUCGAGGGGCUCCGCGACGCCAGCCCGCCCCGCCUCGGCAGCGCCGUAUGCGACCUGCGCGAGCCGGACUCUGUGCGCGCCGCCGUGCGCGCCGCCGUCGACUUCUUUGGCGACGGCCACAUCGACGUGCUCGUCAACAACGCCGGCAUCGCACGCGCCGGCUGGACGGGCGGCCGCACCAUGGAGGACCCUUCUGUGAUGGACGAGUGGCGCGCCUACAUCGACACCAACCUCACGGGGCCUUUCGUGCUGACGCAGUCGUGCCUGCCCUACAUGAAGGCCGAGGGCUCACACCCGCCGCAGGGCCCGCCGGAGGAGUCGUUCCUCUCCCCCGAGGUCAAGGACCGCAUCAAGCAGCAGGGCGAGCGGGACGCGCAGCUCGGCCCACGCCAGCGCGGCGGGUGCAUCGUCAACAUCUCGUCGUUCCGCGCCACGCAGUCGCAGGCCGACUGCGAGGGCUACGCGUCGACCAAGGCGGGCCUGCUGGGGCUCAACCACGCCAUGGCCGUCAGCGGCGCGCGGUGGGGCAUCCGCAGCAACGCCAUCCUGCCCGGCUACAUCGAGGUGCAGCACGAGUGCCGCAAGGGCGACGAGAGCGAGAUGCGGUGGGCCGACACGGUCGAGGAGGAGCGGCACCGGCAGCACCUGACGGGGCGGAUCGGGUUCGGGCGCGACAUUAGCGAUGCCGUCGAGUGGCUCAUGGGCGCGAACUUUGUGAGCGGGCAGGAGAUUGUCAUGGAUGGCGGGGUGAGCAAGAUUAAGCAUGCUGCUGCGUGA